AUUUCUUGUAUCUUCCGGCGAAUUUCGUAUCUGCGAGCAAUUUCGGAUAUGCGUUUGUGAAUUAAGUUUUGGCUCAAGCGAUUGCGGCAGGUGCUUUACCCCCCUCGGUACCGCAUAGGAGCCAUGUCCGUGGAUGGUGCUGCGCUGCUCGCAGCCGCCGUCCGCGCAGCUUGCCAGGCGAAGGCGCCUCGUCGAACCGUCCAGGCGGUUGCCGCUGCUGUCACGGGCGUCCUCGUCCGGCCGAUGGCGGAGGCCGUGCCUCGACAGCGUUCCGAAGUGCCCGCCGGUGUGCAUGGCGCACCCGUUCCAGCUCCCGCUGAGGACCCUGCCGUCCUGGUGGACACGCUGCGGGCCGCUCGCCGUGCUCAACGUGCCCGUAAGAAGGUGAGACGCCGCGAGGCGAAGCAGGCAGCCUCCCUGCGCGCGGAUGGUCUUGCCGGCUCGGUUGACAGCAGGCCUCGCGCUGCUGUACCAACCAUUGGUGGUGCGGCCGGCCGCGGCGCGGAGUCGUGGGGUGACUCCGCAGAGCGGCCCGCCCAGGCGCCACCAGGUCCCCCUGCUGGCGAUGCUGCCCCUGGCGUACCGGCAGAAGGUCCACUCGUUCGGCCAGUAUCUCUUGCCGAUCCGUCGUCGGAGCCACCAGGCAUACAAGCUGCCUCGGUGCCUUCUGUAACUUCCGCCCAUACCUUCGGACCAUCAGAAAUCGACGACACCGACAUGGCGCCCCGUGCAGCCUCGGCAGGUAAGGGCCGCGCGGCGCCGUAUGCCGCUUCUCGCGGCAAGUCUGGGCGGCAUGGAAAGGGCCCGCCUGCCCCUCCAGGUCGCUAGCCCGACAUGCGUGCUGCAGUAUUCAAGUGGGUGGCUAUUACUGCGAGCACUUUCUGCACUUCUCUUGGGUUGGCUUGUACUCCGAGAGUCUGGUGCAUUUACAUGUUCUUCCCCAUCUUUUCCGGCUUCACCAUCAACCCGUGAACCAUCUUCUGCCGUAUUCCGGAGAUCGCCUGUCCAGCCGGUUGUUGUCGGGCGCCCGUUUCGGCUACAUAUUUUCCGAUAGUGUAGCAGUAUUCCAUGUCUUAGAGGUCAGGCAGCCCCUGAUCAUUUCCAACCAUGCGUUUGUGAAUUUGCUGACUCAUCAGCACGCAGUGCGCUUUCAAAAAGUCUUCGACGGUUUCGCAUCGUGGCCAGCAUCUGGAUGCCACAAUGUGCGUGCAUUGAGGUGGGCAGAAGUGCAGGGAUUCUGGGCGAACGUUGCGCGACAUCACAACAAGGCCAUCAUGCACAAGCAGGGCGUGCCAGAUCAUUGCAGGCCCGCUGUGUUCCACCAUGGUCGGCAGAUCCAGCUCCCUCGCGCGACCUCGGAGUCCAGAGCGAUGCUCAAGAGCUCGUCGACUUGUCCAGGGACCGCCAAGGUUCGCGGCUCGUUCGGGCAGUUCGUCCGCGUUCCCACGCGCCCGAACCGACGCAGCACGCUCGCCGGGUGAGUUGGCCUUUCGUUUUGUCCUUGGUCUCGGAGACGACGAUAGGGGCGAAUAGCCCAGGGGGGAGCAAUACAUGUAUUCAGAUGCGCCGAUGA
This is a messenger RNA of Prorocentrum cordatum, 1573 nucleotides long. Lineage: Eukaryota; Dinophyceae; Prorocentrales; Prorocentraceae. The record is from the annotation of a GenBank genome assembly.